Messenger RNA from Notechis scutatus (mainland tiger snake), 398 nucleotides. Lineage: Eukaryota; Metazoa; Chordata; Lepidosauria; Squamata; Elapidae. The record is from RefSeq and is a predicted model, not a curated record.
GGUUUUUUUAAGGAAGGAAUCGUUGGGAAGAACAUAAUGCUCACACUCAUAAUAUUGAAGGCACUUCCUAUGCCUUGUUGGCCCUGCUGAAAAUGAAGAAAUUUGCUGAGGCCGGUCCUGUAGUCAAAUGGCUGAUAGAUCAGAAAUAUUAUGGGGGAACAUAUGGGCAAACCCAAGCAACAGUUAUGGUGUUUCAAGCUCUUGCUGAAUAUGAGAUUCAGAUGCCUACCCAUAAGGACUUAAACUUAGAUAUUGCUAUUAACCUGCCAGAACGAGAAGUGCCUCUAAGGUACAGCAUUAAUUAUGGAAAUGCUCUCGUGGCCCGGACAGCAGAGGUACAAUAUUUCAGCAAGUGUAUUUAUUACUCCUUUCAUUGGAAAUAAUUAUUUUGGUUCAAA